This is a messenger RNA of Microtus oregoni (creeping vole), 1899 nucleotides long. It is a transcript of the gene Tsen54, whose product is annotated as tRNA splicing endonuclease subunit 54. NCBI's taxonomy places the organism in Eukaryota, Metazoa, Chordata, Mammalia, Rodentia, Cricetidae. The transcript is spliced from 11 exons. Gene Ontology annotation, cellular component: tRNA-intron endonuclease complex. Gene Ontology annotation, biological process: tRNA-type intron splice site recognition and cleavage. The coding region runs from base 22 to 1575 and encodes 517 amino acids. The record is from RefSeq and is a predicted model, not a curated record.
GCAGCCGCAGCCGGCGGCCCGAUGGAGCAAGACUCCGAACCCGCGACCGUGGAGGUUCCCGCGGGGCGUGUGCUCAGCGCCUCGGAACUCCGGGCGGCUCGCUCGCGGUCCCAGAAGCUGCCCCAGCGGUCGCAUGGCCCCAAGGACUUCCUCCCGGACGGCUCGGAGGCCCAGGCCGAGCGGCUGCGCCUGUGUCGCCAGGAGCUGUGGCAGCUGCUGGCAGAGGAGCGCGUGGAACGCUUGGGCAGCUUGGUGGCCGCAGAGUGGAGACCCGAAGAGGGCUUCGUGGAGUUGAAGUCGCCAGCGGGGAAAUUCUGGCAGACCAUGGGCUACUCAGAGCAAGGGCGGCAGCGGCUUCACCCCGAAGAGGCCUUGUAUCUGCUGGAGUGUGGCUCUAUUCAGCUCUUCUACCAAGACCUACCACUGUCCAUCCAAGAGGCCUACCAGCUGCUGCUGACUGAGGACACCUUGAAUUUCCUACAAUAUCAGGUCUUCAGCCACCUGAAGAGACUAGGCUACGUGGUUCGCCGGUUCCAGCCGAGCUCUGUCGUGUCCCCUUAUGAGAGGCAGCUUAACUUGGAUGGCUAUGCCCAGUGCCUGGAGGACGGGACUGGCAAGAGGAAGAGGAGCUCCAGCUGUCGGUCUGUUAGUAAGAAGGCUAAGGCUCUACAGAACUCCCUGCCACCCAUGAGCGGGGCAGCCUCCAGCCCACCUGCCUGUGACCAGAGUAGCCAGUACUCAGAGAAGCCCCAGGAGUCAAGCCCCAGAAAGGCUCUGGGGUCUUCAGAGCCUUGCCCUGCUCUGGCCAGGGAGGAUGUGGAGUGUGGCCAGGAGAAUGAUAAAAUCAAGAAUGGAGCCAAGGGGGCUCCUAAACCACGCUGGAACUUUGAGCAGAUCUCCUUCCCCAACAUGGCUUCAGAUAGCCGCCACACCCUCCUGCCUGCCCCAGCCCCAGAACUGCUCCCCGCCAAUGUCAUUGGGCGAGGGACAGAUGCUGAGUCCUGGUGCCAAAAGCUGAACCAGCGGAAGGAGAAGCUUUCCCGGAGAGACCGGGACCAGCAAGCAGAGGUGCAGCAGUUCCGGGAGGAUGUGAAUGCAGAUCCCGAGGUGCAGGGCUGCUCCAGCUGGCGGGAGUACAAGGAACUGCUGCAGAGGCGACAGCUGCAGAAGAGCCAGCCCCGCCCUCCACACCUAUGGGGCCAGUCUGUUACUCCCUUGCUCAACCCUGAUAAAGCAUAUUCCCCAGCCGCGGUCCUUGAACAUGUCUCCGUGCUGCAGACAACACACCUUGCUGACGGAGGUUACCGGCUGCUGGAGAAGUCGAGAGGCUUGGAGAUCAGCUUCGAUGUUUACCAGGCUGACGCUGUGGCUACGUUCCGAAAAAACAACCCUGGCAAACCCUAUGUCCGAAUGUGCAUUAGUGGAUUUGAUGAGCCUGUCCCAGACCUCUGCAGCCUCAAGCGGUUGACCUACCAGAGUGGGGAUGUCCCCCUGAUCUUUGCCCUGGUGGAUCACGGUGACAUCUCCUUCUAUAGCUUCAGAGACUUCACACUGCCCAGGGAUCUGGAGCACUGAAAUGCAGCUGGGGGACUUGGAUGCUCUCAGGGACCAUGUCUGCUGACUCCUGUACAGGACUCACAGGGAACUGUCUGGGCCAGUGUGGUCUACAGCCCUGGGUAUCUGCUGUUUGUAGGGGAGUGAAGCCUUGCCCCAUGCCCUUUUGCCUGGCAGUGACCCCCUUGGAACUCAGGACUUGAUUUCAGAGGCCCAGGAGAUGGGGCAGAAGAGAGGACUCUGUGCCUUUUAAACAGUGGGGUGCCUGCUUCGUGCCAUAAAGCCAAAGCCAUUAAAAGAAAUAUUCUCUGCUGUGGUUGAUACACUUACUGGACUACCCCUUCC